Ilex paraguariensis (yerba mate) is the source of this 1770-nucleotide messenger RNA. The record is from the annotation of a GenBank genome assembly. Lineage: Eukaryota; Viridiplantae; Streptophyta; Magnoliopsida; Aquifoliales; Aquifoliaceae.
AUGUCUCAAUCUCUCAAUUUAUUCAUUUCUUCUUCCCGUUCCCCAAAUUUCGCAAUUUCACAACAACUUCACUCAAAACCCUCACUUUUCACUUCUAUUUCCCCAUUUCCGGUAAAAUUUUCCGUACGGACACCAAUCAGAGCCUCAGUUUCGGAUCUAGAUUCCGAUUCAUUGGCUCCGGUCUUAGUUUCCGAUAACGGCUUGACCGGAGGAAGUUUAUCUUGUGCGAAGCAAGACUACGUUACGCUCGCAUCCGCUGAUUCGAGUUCAAUUGAGGUGGAUACUGUUACGGAAGCAGAGUUAAAAGAGAACGGGUUUCGAAGCACUCGGAGAACGAAGCUGGUGUGCACUAUAGGGCCUGCAACGUGCGGCUUCGAGCAAUUGGAGGCUUUGGCGGUGGGAGGGAUGAACGUGGCUCGGAUCAACAUGUGCCACGGCACGCGCGAGUGGCAUCAGACAAUGAUCGAAAGGGUCCGAAGAUUGAAUGAGGAGAAAGGCUAUGCUGUGGCCAUUAUGAUGGACACUGAAGGGUCUGAGAUUCACAUGGGAGACCUUGGUGGCGCUCCGUCCGACAAAGCCGAGGAUGGUGAGAUAUGGACAUUUAGCGUUCGAGCUUAUGAUUCUCCUCGUCCAGAACGCACCAUCAAUGUGAACUACGAUGGCUUUGCUGAAGAUGUGCAUGUUGGGGAUGAACUUCUUGUUGAUGGUGGAAUGGUGAGGUUUGAGGUAAUUGAAAAAAUUGGUCCAGAUGUCAAAUGUCGGUGUACUGAUCCCGGACUUAUGUUACCUCGGGCUAAUCUGACUUUUUGGCGCAAUGGGAGCUUGGUACGGGAACGUAAUGCCAUGCUCCCUACAAUUUCCUCCAAGGAUUGGCUGGACAUUGAUUUUGGGAUUGCAGAAGGUGUUGAUUUCAUUGCAAUAUCAUUUGUCAAGUCUGCUGAAGUGAUUACUCAUCUCAAAAGCUACAUUAAAGCACGGGCUCGUGAUGGAGAUGUUGCUGUGAUUGCAAAGAUAGAGAGUAUCGACUCAUUGAAGAAUUUGGAGGAGAUCAUUCAAGCAUCAGAUGGAGCCAUGGUAGCAAGAGGAGAUCUGGGUGCUCAGAUCCCAUUGGAACAGGUCCCGUCUGCACAGCAAAAGAUUGUUCAGCUUUGCAGGCAACUAAAUAAGCCAGUUAUUGUUGCCUCUCAGCUGCUUGAAUCUAUGAUUGAAUAUCCUACGCCUACAAGAGCUGAAGUUGCUGAUGUUUCUGAAGCAGUUAGACAACGAGCUGAUGCUUUAAUGCUUUCUGGUGAAUCAGCCAUGGGCCAGUUUCCUGAGAAGGCAUUAACUGUUUUGAGAAGUGUAAGUUUGAGAAUUGAGAAGUGGUGGAGGGAAGAGAAACGCCAUGAAGUUAUGGAACUCCCGGACAUAGCAUCUUCAUUUACAGACAGUAUUUCAGAAGAGAUUUGCAACUCUGCUGCAAAAAUGGCUAACAAUUUAGAGGUGGACGCUCUCUUUGUCUACACAAAGGAUGGGCAUAUGGCAUCUCUCCUAUCCCGUUGCCGACCCGAUUGCCCAAUUUUUGCUUUUACAACCACGACGUCAGUACGUAGACGUCUGAACCUUCAGUGGGGUCUGAUACCCUUCCGCCUGAGCUUCUCUGAUGAUAUGGAAAGCAACCUCAAUAAAACUUUUUACUUGCUUAAGGCCAGGGGAAUGAUCAAAUCAGGUGAUCUGGUCAUUGCAGUCUCCGACAUGUUGCAAUCCAUUCAAGUAAUGAACGUUCCAUGA